CCUCACUUCAAGACAUAGAUAUACAAUAGCCUACACACAUGCAUAGUCUUUGUUAUUUUUUCCUCCUGAUCCUGACCCAAGCCCGCUCUAGCAAUGUCAGUGUCAUUGGCAUCAUUGGGCAAAAUGUCAUCCUGCCCUGUCAGUAUGACACCCAAACUCACCCAAGCAUCCUGAGUGUCUGCUGGGGACGAGGAGAGGUGCCCAGGUUCCACUGCUCUGACACCAUCAUCUCCUCUCAGGAUGGGCUUGUACAUUUCAGCCAGUCCUCCAGGUACCAGCUGCUGGGGGUGACCGACGGAGAUAUGUCCCUGACCAUUCUGAACGCUCAGUGGAGUGAUGCUGGUGUGUACGGCUGCAGGGUCAAGAUCCCAGGAUGGUUUAAUGACUAUAAGGUCAAUGCGCACCUGGUCAUGGUGGAAGCUACUGUAGAAGAACCUGUUACCCAGGACUGGAUACCUCCUACUGAAGAUGAGCAAUCAGCUCUUUACAGAAAUACUGACAAACCUGCACCUAAAAGUCUAGAAGUUGGUGAGCCCUCAUUGGCUGCAAUGGGAAGAAUACCAGCAAAGGAAAAAUUCUUAAGCUUCCUGGACGUGGGGAACAUCGUCAGGAUGGGAGUUAUUUUCUUCUCCACUUCAAGCAUAAUAUUUCUCUUUACUUUCUGGAGAAGGUUUUGGCCAGAGAGGACACUUCAGCACAUCAACACCUCAGCUGCUGAGAACAUUUACGAAAGCAUCCAAGUGGUGUGAUGCUCUGCAUUAGUAAAAUAAAGUAUUGUACAGAUUUCUACAAGGACCUUCUGGGUGAAGAAGUGCCUGCUUGCCAUGUGCUGAUGCCUACCAUCUCCUCCUCCUUUGAAUUCUUGUCUGUGAAAUCAGCAAGGGGAUGAAACAGUAAAGCAGCUUACAGAGUCCCCCUGCUCUGAGAUAGCAGUGAAAAGGGUAAAUGUGUGUCAGAAGAUGCAAAAAUAUCCUGCUGCUUAAUCAAUUUGCUUUUAUCUUUAUCUGUUUCAUGGCAAAAUUAAUCUCAAACCCUGAAAAGCCUGUGGGUUGUGUGUGUCUGUGUGUGUGUAUUUGAGGGUGUGGGCACAGCGCCACCUGCUGGACAUAAUACAUUAUUACCAAGAUAUCAGUGGAGAACAUUCUACUCAUAAUGUGAGGUUGUUGGGUUGGAUAGGCAGAGUAAUGAGAAGGUGGGAGAAAUGUUUAUAAUGGUUUACAGUAUACUGUUAAUACUGUCAAUAUGUUCUGAAGGAAGUUAGAUGUAAUAUCUGCAUUGUGUGUUAUCAAAACUCAUAAAAAACAAAUUUUAGACAUAGUUAAGGUCCACAUGAAUGAUGUUUUGACUACAUUUUUGUCAAGAUUGUGUUCAGUUUAACUGGUCUGAUGAAAUGACUCCAUUUAAAUGGGAAUCACUGAAUACAUUUUCUGUUUCUGUCCCAAUCGCUCACUUUUAUUUUUUUCCAGGAAUCACUGAUAACACUGAUCUUUUUCAUAUUUUGGGUGUGUUGUUGUCUCUCUGACUUAAUGCAGCAAUACAAGCCAAAUUAAUGGAAUCAGAGGUGAAGAUGCAUUUUGCUCUAAAUGAGGCCGUGACCGUGUUUACCGAAAAUAUAAAUUUCA
This is a messenger RNA of Monopterus albus (swamp eel), 1622 nucleotides long. RefSeq names its product hepatitis A virus cellular receptor 1 homolog. The record is from RefSeq and is a predicted model, not a curated record. Lineage: Eukaryota; Metazoa; Chordata; Actinopteri; Synbranchiformes; Synbranchidae. Gene Ontology annotation, biological process: apoptotic cell clearance; cytoskeletal rearrangement involved in phagocytosis, engulfment. Gene Ontology annotation, molecular function: phosphatidylserine binding.